Messenger RNA from Desarmillaria tabescens, 1241 nucleotides. RefSeq lists its product as uncharacterized. The record is from RefSeq and is a predicted model, not a curated record. Lineage: Eukaryota; Fungi; Basidiomycota; Agaricomycetes; Agaricales; Physalacriaceae. The transcript is spliced from 6 exons. Bases 1 to 1017 code for a protein of 338 amino acids.
AUGACUUACCUUUGGGCGAGGAAUUCCAGCCAGAAUACUGACUCGAGAUCCGGUUCCCUCUUCUCCCCUCGCAAAAGGCGUCGGGUGGUCAAGGUAGAGGUGGUUGUUCCCACCUUACGCUCCGUCCUAGACAAAUUUCCGCCUGGAAUUGGCGAGGACGAUGACGACAACCAGGCAAUACAAAUACUUGUCAACCCCGAUAUAAAGAAAAAUAAAAACCUAGAACUAACCCUGGAUACUGUUCAGAAUCGUAUCAGGGGCCUCCGUGUCUACAAUGUGGAUCUUGACCCCGAAAUCCGGGAUGUCACUGUAGAUCGUCGCUUCAUGUCGCAAGUUUUGGGGCGGGAACACCCAAGAAACCUUUCCGAAUAUCGGCUCAAAAAUUCCUCGACAUACACCACAUGGAUGACUUCAUGGGCACCAGGGUUGUUCUUCUCUUCUCGAAACAAAAGCGAGUGGCCAAAAACUCAAAGAGUUUUCUCCCGGAUUGAUAGUGGGAAAUGGCAAUAUAUGGGUCAGUAUUCGAUGGAGAGAGCUGCGCCUCUGACCGUAGAAGAAUGGGAGAAGCAGGAGAACAUUGUUGUUUCGACUUGGGCACAUAAGAUAUCCAAGGCAGGGUAUGGUACUCGGUGCAGAGCUAUCGUUCAUCUGCGCCACCAACUUGGUCGCAAACCAGCAAAGGCAGAAAUCGACCAGGCUCUCCAAGGUGGAAACCGGUACAAGAAUGUCACGAAGGAACAGAUGGCUCACGCAUUGCGUCAGGGUUGGUUGUUAUUGACUGUAUGGAAAAUGAAGUGUGUGGGGUAUGAUGUUGGUUUCCAACGCGAGCUUGUUGAGAGGUCGGCGGACUGGGUUCUGCCUCCUCCUAAGCCGGCCAAGAAUCAAGGAACGCCGGGCAUGGGGUCAAAACGAAAGCACAACGAGUCCCUCAAUAUGAUUGAUUCGGACGACGAGUCUACUAUUGAAGAGCUGAUUUAUCUUCCGAAGGGAACAAAGACCCGUCCUAUUGUGGUAUAAUACACAAAUACGUAGUGGUUACUUGCUACGACUCCAGUACAUCCAAGCAUUCCUGUUAGAUGCAUAGACAUAUACGAGGACAGGUAUACUUUGGCCAAAGUCAUGUCCUGAAGAGAACGUGUUCUUCUUGAAGGCUUCUGCGAGAAAUUAACUGACCCUAUGAACAAAUUUUCUUCCAAUGUAAAAAUCUAGGAACUCGACCCUAGCAGCGGCUCAAUUUUCCU